AUGGUUCGCCCUAGUCCCUUACUUCUCGUGCCACUGGCGCUAUCCGCCAGUUCAUAUGUUUUGCACCCACGGCCCGGUGUGGCCGCAAGGGAACAUGCUGCCCUACAAGGCGGCAGCGUGGCUGUUGACUACGGAGUGUCUCAUGCCGUGAGCAAAAGGCAGGCACCUGCAGCUGGCUCUUACUGGAUGGAGUCGAUCGACCACCAGGGUGUCGCACCAUAUGCCCCGGAUGGUUACCAGGUUUUUCGGAACGUGAAGGACUUUGGUGCCAAAGGUGAUGGUGUCACGGAUGAUACCGCUGCAAUCCAAUCUGCCAUUGCAACAGGUCCUCGUUGCGGCCAGGGGUGCCUUGGAGACACCACCAUGCCGGCACUGGUGUACUUCCCGCCCGGAACAUACAUCAUCUCGGCUCCGAUCUUCGACUAUUACCUGACGCAUAUUAUCGGAGACGCCAACGAUCUCCCCGUUAUCAAGGGCUCUGCCAAUUUCCAGGGCGGGUAUUUGAUUGACUCCAACCCCUACUUUACGUCUGACCUGAAUUGGAUCUCGACUACCGUGUUCUUCAGAACAAUUCGUAACCUGGUUCUGGAUACUACAGACAUCCCUGCGGGGAAUGAAGUGAGCGGUAUCCAUUGGCCCACCGCACAGGCAACAAGUCUCCAAAACAUGGUUUUUGAGAUGAGUGAUGCGCCGAACAAUAGGCACCAGGGUGUUUUCUGUGAAAGUGGCUCGGGCGGUUUCAUGGCAGACCUUGUGUUCAAUGGCGGAAACAUUGGCGCCGCGCUGGGCAACCAGCAGUUUACACUGCGGAACUUGACCUUUAACAAUGCUGCCACUGCCAUCAGCCACUUCUGGGACUGGGGCUGGACCUAUAAGAACAUCAACAUCAACGACUGCGAGGUUGGAAUUGACAUCACCGAAGGAGGCCAUGAUCAACAGGCGGUCGGUUCAAUCGUUGUUUUGGACAGUUCAUUCACCAACGUCCAGGUGGGGAUACAAACGGUCCGCGAUUCUACCUCGCAGCCAGCUACUGCGGGGAGCGUCAUUCUUGAGAAUAUCGAUAUUCAGAAUGUGCCCGUUGUUGUUGGACGUAAUGGAACGACCCUCCUUCAGGGUUCCAACUCUGUCAUCGAGGCUUGGGGCCAAGGCCACAGUUACCUUCCUGAUGGGCCCACAAGCUUUGCGGACACGUUUACUGCCAACGCCAGGCCCGCCAGUCUCGUCCAGGGAAACAGAUACUAUGAGCAGUCUCGCCCGACAUAUCAAUCCGAGAGCGCAUCCUCGUUCCUGAGUGUCCGAGCAAGCGGUGCAACCGGAGAUGGCCAAACGGACGAUACAGCAGCGUUGCAGGCAGCAAUCAACGAAGCCGCGGCGUCUAACAAGAUCCUCUACGUCGACGCAGGCAUGUACGUUGUCACCGAGACGCUGAAAAUCCCCGCGGGCUCUCGAAUCAUCGGUGAAGCACUCCCAGUCAUCAUUUCCAGCGGCGACUUCUUCAACGACAUGGAGAAUCCGCAACCAGUGGUGCAGGUAGGCGAAGUCGGCGACACGGGGAGGAUCGAGUGGUCUGAUAUGAUCCUCAGCACGCGCGGACCGCAAGCCGGCGCCAUUCUCGUUCAGUGGAACCUUGCGUCCCCAGCUGACGAGCCCUCGGGCAUGUGGGAGGUCCAUAUUCGGAUUGGAGGAUUCACGGGUUCUCUUCAGCAGACUGAGCAGUGUCUCGUGUCGAGGGAUACCCCAAUCCCCCCCAACCAGCCUAGGACGCAGUGCAUUGUCGCGUAUAUGCUGAUGCAUAUUACCGAAGGGGCCUCCGGGAUCUAUAUGGAGAACACUUGGCUUUGGGUGGCUGAUCAUGAUAUUGACGGCGAUGGCCAGAUUACGAUUUACAGCGGUCGUGGGUUGCUCGUUGAGAGUGCCGAGGGAAACAUCUGGCUGUCCGGCACAUCGGUCGAGCACAACGUGCUGUACGAAUACCAAUUCGUCAACACGCAAAAGAUCUACAUGGGCCAAAUCCAGACGGAAACCGCAUACUAUCAGCCCAACCCGGACGCUACCCUGCCCUUCCCACCUGUCGAAUCUCUUCACGACCCUGACUUCGCAGAAUCCUGCGCAGGCAAGGAAGGUCGCUGUGCUGAUGGAUGGGGUCUUCGCGUUGUAGACUCGAAGGAUAUCCUUGUCUACGGUGCUGGUCUUUACUCCUUUUUCAUUAACAAUGAUGCGACAUGCGCACCCCCGUCGUCACCAGAAACCUGCCAGAACUCGAUCCUCAGCAUCGAAGGAGACUCGUCCAUCUCCAUUUACAAUCUGAACACCGUCGGCGUCACGAGCAUGGUCGACAUUGACGGCCAGAGUGUUGCCAAUUUCGCGGAUAAUGCGAAUGUUUAUAAUGAGAAUAUUGCUCUGUUCCGGAAUACGUGA
Molecule: messenger RNA, 2418 nt
Organism: Aspergillus calidoustus
Lineage: Eukaryota; Fungi; Ascomycota; Eurotiomycetes; Eurotiales; Aspergillaceae
Source: the annotation of a GenBank genome assembly